Molecule: messenger RNA, 2378 nt
Organism: Oncorhynchus mykiss (rainbow trout)
Lineage: Eukaryota; Metazoa; Chordata; Actinopteri; Salmoniformes; Salmonidae
Source: RefSeq, a predicted model, not a curated record
AUGGCGCGUUCAUCUCCUAUGGAAUCCAAAAAUUUCAGAGAGGAGUCGAAACCACCCGAGUUCUCUCGUGAAUCUACGGGACACAUCAAGGAUGAGGCCUACACAACUGUCCAUAGUCUGAAGUUGAGUCGUACCCACGUGGACUGGCACAGUGUGGACGAGGUCUACCUCUACAGCAAUACCACCACCUCCAAGAUCGCCCGCACCGUCACCCAGAAACUGGGCUUCUCCAAAGCCUCCAGCAGUGGUACGCGGCUCCACCGAGGCUACGUGGAGGAGGCCUCACUGAAGGACAAGCCACCCCAGACCACACACAUUGUCUUCGUGGUCCACGACAUUGGAUAGAAGAUGGACAUGGGACGCAUCAUCAAGAACACUGGCAUGUGAGUGCACGCGUUAAGGAAGAUGGAGGAGAAGCACUUUUCAGAGCACACAGAGAAGUAUGUGAACUUCCUGCCUGUGGAGUGGCGCUCCAAACUGGCACUGGAUGGGGAUACGGUGGACUCCAUCACACCAGACAAGGUGCGAGGACUGAGAGACCUGCUCAACAGCAGUGCCAUGAACAUUAUGUACUACACCAGUCCCUUGUACAGGGACAAGAUCACCAGGGGCCUGACGUCAGAGCUGAACCGAAUCUACACCCUGUUCUGCUCCAGGAACCCUGAGUUUGAGGAGAAGAGGGGCAAGGUGUCCACCGUGUCGCACUCCCUGGGCUGCGUGAUCACCUUUGACAUCAUGACAGGCUGGUACCUGGUGAGGUUCUGUUUGCAGGAGCACCAGGAGCUGGAGGAGGAGCUGGACCUGAGAUGUGUCUCCUACGAGGAGAGACGCCUGCUGGAGCAGCUGUAGCUCACUAGGAACCGGUUACUAGAGCUGGAAGAUCAUCCGCUAGCACCACCUGCUCUGAAAUUUAAGGUACACUAAUCCUUCUGUAUGGGCUCUCCCCUGGUGGUGUUCCUGGCCCUGAGAGGGAUUAGACCAGCGAACAGUGGAGAACAGGACCACAUUCUACCUCGCUGCAUCUGCCAGAGGCUCUUCAACGUCUUCCACCCCACAGACCCUGUGGCUUACAGACUGGAGCCCCUCAUCCUUAAACCUUACAGCAACAUUGGACCUGCACAGAUACACUGGUAAGAGAUCAGUAGACCCCCGCCAUACGAUGAGAUCCGGCCAACCUUCAUCAAUCCACAGAAGGACCCGACGUCAGACACAGAGAGCAUCCCCAGCCCCUCCACUUCCCCUGUCCUAGCCAGGAAAUACUACGGAGAGUCUAUCGCCAGCAUGGGCAAGGCCAGCAUUCUGGGGACGUCUGUCAGAGCGGCCAGUAUAGGUAACAGUAUAUGGAAGGGGAUAGGAGGGAUACUGUUCUCCCGGUUCUCCCGCUCCGCGCCCUCCGGAGUGUCCUUUGGCAUCGAGGGCGGGACCCCAGAGGGAGAGGAGCCUAAGAGGACAGUCGACGGCCAAUCAGCUUACUGCCUUUUGUCCACCUUGUCCCUGUCUCCCUCCACCCUCACAGACCCCUCAGUGGAAAUAGAGCGCCACAUCGAUUUUGAACUCCGUGAGGGCCUUGUGGAGAGCCGCCAUUGGUCAGCGAUGACCUCACAUACAGCCUAUUGGGUCUCACACGAUAUUGCGCUCUUCCUACUGGCGUUCAUAUACAAGCAGGCCAACGUGCCGCCACCCACAGAAGACAGUCCUGACCCAGAGUAAACACACCAGAGAGAGACUCCAUGUCCACACUCACACAACACAGCAUCUUUAUCACCCUCUGUUACUCCAUUCUCUCUCUGUUUUUAUACUGACACAUCUCUACUAACACACAGACUUUGUACUGUUUAGCAUGGGAUGGAUACACACUCACCCAAGGGUGACACAUUGGAUUAUGCCCCCCGAAGGAUCCUUAUAUCCCCCAUGCUCUAUGAAGCAUGGGGGAUGGUAGGAUCCUCUAUGUAUCCUCCCAGCCAGUCCAGCCGCCAACGAGUAUGUCAGAGAUUCCAUUGCACACUAUCGAAGGGGUGUCCUCUUCCUCGAAGAUCACUGUCUCUGUCUGAAACUGCUGCCCUCCUGGAUGUACCCAUCUCCAACUCCCCCCAUGUGUAGCAGCCAUGGUUCAGCCCAACCCAAAUAUUUUCUCUCCUCCACAGACCUUGGAGGAGAGGAUGUACAAGUCAGCUUGGCCCCCUCAGUAAACUCCCUCAUCCUCACUGGUCUGUCUCUUCUUACGCUAUGCUUCUAUCUACAAGGACCUGGGCUGAAUACUGGGACCCUUAGUCUCAACCUACAAUAUGUCACUGUCUGAGCAAACUCAAUGCAACUUUCAAAGUGGUCUAAACUUUAUUUAUAUCUUAAAAUGUUAAUAAAUUACCCUAAGAAAAUAA